AGCUCCUUAAUUUUGCUGUAGCUCCGUAAACUAUUCUACUCUUUCCGGAGAACCAUUUGAGCUCCUCUUCUUAAUUUCAUCCCGAGGAAGAAGAAGGGAAUAGGAAGGUCAGUUUUAAGGUGAUGGACACCACAGAAUCAUGUGUUCCGCCCGGUUUUAGAUUCCACCCGACUGACGAGGAGCUUGUUGGUUAUUACCUUAAGAAGAAGGUUGCUUCUCAAAAGAUAGAUCUUGAUGUCAUUAGAGAUAUCGAUCUCUAUAGAAUUGAGCCAUGGGACCUCCAAGAACAUUGUCGGAUCGGAUAUGAAGAGCAAAGCGAGUGGUACUUCUUCAGCCACAAAGACAGAAAGUAUCCAACAGGUACCAGGACGAAUAGGGCGACGAUGGCCGGUUUUUGGAAGGCAACUGGGCGAGAUAAGGCCAUCCACGACAAGAACAAACUUAUCGGCAUGAGGAAGACGCUUGUCUUUUACAAAGGAAGAGCGCCUAAUGGGCAAAAAACUGAUUGGAUCAUGCACGAGUACAGGCUCGAAUCCGAAGAGAACGGACCACCACAGGAAGAAGGGUGGGUUGUGUGCCGGGCGUUCAAGAAGCGAACCAGUUGCGCGAGCCGGAGCGCCGUCGAUCUGUGGGAAUGCAACUACUCGUACGAUGAACCCAUUCAGAUGAGUUCUAUCGUCGCCGAUCCUUUGACAUACCUACAGAGGCCGCCAAAGCAGUCCGGCCUUCUUUGCAAGCAAGAGACAGAGCUCGACAAUGCAAACGUAUUGCAAUCAAACCACUUCGUUCAGCUGCCGCAGCUUGAGAGCCCCUCCAUACCCCUCGUGAAGUGGCCGAGCCUGCUCUCAUCUGUCGCUGCGGUGGAGAACGAUGACGAUGAGCAAACAAGAGGAUGUCACGUGGCCGAGAAGGUGACCGACUGGAGGGCGCUUGACAAGUUCGUCGCGGCCCAGUUGAGCCCUGAGGACCAGUUCGCUGCCGACCAGGUGGUCUCGGGUUAUGGCGUCGACCAAGAGUCGGAGAUGGCACUUCUUCUGCUUCAGGGGGGGUGUGAUAUCAAUGAGGCAGCGGCGGCUGCGGGGAAGCUGAGCGGGUUCUUGAGCUCUUCGGGAUCGGAGUGCGACAUUGGGAUCUGCGUGUUUGAGAAGUAAGCAUAAAAUGGAGGGUCCAAGAGAUCGAAGAUUCACGAUUUUUAACUUGGUUAUUUUGUUCAACUCUAUAUAUAUAUAUAUAUAUAUAUGUUUGGGGUUGCAUGGUUACUAGUGGGGGCUAUAUAUUCUUGUGCAGAAGAAGUGGAGUUGCACUUAAUGAGCUCUUUGAUUAUCUCUAACUAUGGUUAGUGUCGGGGCCUAAUACAUAUAGUUCUAUUGGCUUAUCAUUUUGUGGAAUGUGGUUGCACGAGUACUGCUUACUAAUAUGAGAUAAUUGUCAUUGUUUGCAUGAUUAA
Ananas comosus (pineapple) is the source of this 1447-nucleotide messenger RNA. Its product is annotated as NAC domain-containing protein 37-like. Gene Ontology annotation, molecular function: DNA binding. Bases 123 to 1151 code for a protein of 342 amino acids. Gene Ontology annotation, biological process: regulation of DNA-templated transcription. The record is from RefSeq and is a predicted model, not a curated record. The transcript has 4 exons. NCBI's taxonomy places the organism in Eukaryota, Viridiplantae, Streptophyta, Magnoliopsida, Poales, Bromeliaceae.